This is a messenger RNA of Aphidius gifuensis, 1843 nucleotides long. RefSeq names its product N-acetylglucosamine-6-phosphate deacetylase. NCBI's taxonomy places the organism in Eukaryota, Metazoa, Arthropoda, Insecta, Hymenoptera, Braconidae. The coding region runs from base 343 to 1587 and encodes 414 amino acids. The record is from RefSeq and is a predicted model, not a curated record. The transcript has 5 exons. Gene Ontology annotation, biological process: N-acetylglucosamine catabolic process. Gene Ontology annotation, molecular function: N-acetylglucosamine-6-phosphate deacetylase activity.
GUUUAUUUUUGUUUUUUAAUUUUUUUUUUUCAAUCUAUUUUGUUAUCAUUUCUUUUGACGUUUAAUGAUUUCCCCCCUAAAUAAUAAAUAUACUUGAGUGAUAAUUUGCUGAUAAAUUGCAAUAAUUUGCUAAUGAAAUUAUCCAGUAAAUUUAUUUAACAAAGCCAGCUUUGUUCAACAAGUUCAGUACAAAAAAUAUACUCAACAAUAAUUGUAGUUGAAUAAAUGAUUUAGUUAAUUAAAAUAAUUAUAAUAAAUAAUUAUUAUUUUUCAAAAUUCAAAAUACAUUUAUUUGUCAUCAAUAGAAUUAAUUGUUUUUGUUUUUUUAUAUUAUUAUUAAAAAUGUCAGUUAAGAAUGAAUGUUUUUUAUUAAAAUUAUUCAACUGUAAUAUAUUGAGAAAUGGUAAAAUAAUUAAGGAAGAUCUUUGGGUACGAAAUGGAAAAAUAGUUGAUCCAGAAAAAAUUUUUUAUGAUGAAAAAAUUGAUCCUGAUGAUAAAAUUGAUUGUCAAAAUUGCAUAAUUUCACCAGGAUAUAUAGACGUUCAAAUAAAUGGUGGAUAUGGAAUUGAUUUUACACAUAAUGUUGAAAAUGUCGAGGAAGGUAUUAACAUAGUUGCUAAAAAAUUACUGGCUCAUGGUGUAACAUCAUUUUGUCCAACACUUGUAACAUCACCAACUGAAACAUAUAAAAAAGUAUUGCCAAAAAUUAAAAAACAAGAAGGUGGUGAACAUGGUGCAACAGUACUUGGUGUUCAUAUUGAGGGUCCAUUUAUAAGUGUCAAUAAAAAAGGAGCUCAUCAAGAAUUGCAUAUAAAAGGUUUUCCUGAUGGUUUUAAAACACUUAUGGAUAUGUAUGGAAGCUUGGAAAAUGUAUCAUACAUAACACUUGCUCCAGAAAUUGAUAAUGCAUGUGAUGUUAUCAAAGAAUUGAUAAAACAAAAUGUCAAAGUGUCAUUGGGUCAUUCGAUAGCUAAUUUAAAACAAGGUGAAGAUGCUGUUAAAGCUGGAGCAACAUUUAUAACUCAUUUGUUUAAUGCAAUGCUGCCAUUUCAUCACAGAGAUCCUGGUCUUGUUGGACUAUUGACAUCUGAUCAAAUACCAAAAGAUAAAAUUAUUCAUUUUGGAAUUAUUGCUGAUGGUGUACACACUCAUCCAGCAGCACUAAGAAUUGCUCAUCGUACUCAUCCAGAUGGUCUUGUGCUUGUUACUGAUGCAAUAUCAGCACUGGGACUUGCAGAAGGAAGACAUAGACUUGGACAAUUUGAUAUUGAUGUUAGAUUUGGUCGUGCAUAUAUUGCUAAAACUGAAACACUAUGUGGAAGUACUGCUGAUAUGGCAACAUGUGUUCGUAUCUUUAAAGAAGCUACUGGAUGUUCAGUUGUUGAGGCACUUGAAGCAGCAACUCUACAUCCAGCAAGAUCACUUGGUAUUGAAAAUAAAAAAGGAGUUCUUGAUUUUGGUGCUGAUGCUGAUUUUAUUAUGUUGAAUGAAAGUUUAGAAGUUUUAUCAACUUGGAUUGCUGGUAAACGUGUUUAUUGUAAUAUUAAAUCAUUAACUGAUGAAUUGAAUCAACUUGCAAGACAAUAAUCAUUAUUUUUUAUAAGAAAUUUUUAUUAAACAUUUACCCCCAGUGCUUUGAUAAAUUUUAAAAACUAAUCAUGAAUUUUUAAAUUGUUUUUUUUUUUUAGUGCACAUAUAACUUGUGUCAAUAUAUUUUUUAUAUUUGAGAUAUACUUUGUUAGGAAAUUUUUUAUUGUUAAAAUUGUUAAAGUUUUUUUUAUUUUUUAAAUCAAAUUAUAUUAGAAAAAAAAUUGAUGAAUAAACGAAAUUUAUAUGAAUAAUA